Symbiodinium necroappetens is the source of this 235-nucleotide messenger RNA. Lineage: Eukaryota; Dinophyceae; Suessiales; Symbiodiniaceae. The record is from the annotation of a GenBank genome assembly.
GCUUCUCGGACCCCGAGCGUGGAGCGAGCCGCUUGGUGUGCCUCUCACAGGGCAGCGCCAAAGAGUAUGGGCAGGAGGAGGGCCUUCCCCUUUACUUUGGCGGCGUCCGCGCUAGCCCUGAUGACAAGACUCUUCAUUUUCUCGGGGGCGAUCCCGCAACUCCUCCAUUCGUGUUUUCUUGGACGCUGCCGUCGGGCAGCGGUGCUGGGGAGAUGACCACGAUCGCUAGCUCCAU